Populus nigra (black poplar) is the source of this 1862-nucleotide messenger RNA. RefSeq lists its product as uncharacterized. NCBI's taxonomy places the organism in Eukaryota, Viridiplantae, Streptophyta, Magnoliopsida, Malpighiales, Salicaceae. The transcript has 4 exons. Bases 1 to 822 code for a protein of 273 amino acids. The record is from RefSeq and is a predicted model, not a curated record.
AUGCAUCCGUUUCCUUCUCCUGUUGAAUGCACUGUCGCUUCUGCUCUUCUCCUCCUCUCCAACACCACACCCAUCUCUCCUCCUUCAAAUCUUGGUGUUGAUGGAAAGAAGUCUGUGAAAGAGCGAAGUGAUAGAAAGAUAAGCAGUGAAGAAGAGAGCUUGAGCUCGGUGACUAUUGGCUCGAAAUCCUGCGUUUCAUCUCUUACUAGUGAUGUAUCUUCGUUUAAGGAGAUUCGAGCUCACAAGCUACGGAUCGUCGCUAUUGUGUCUCGCUGCCAUGAAAUGAAGCCCGAGGUGGUCUUCAUUUUUUCUCGGUUUAAUCUCAGAGUUGCUGUUCGGCUUCGUUCUGUAGCACGAAGGAAGCGCUCGAAGGUGAACUGGAUCUCGGGUCACCAGAGGACCGUCGCAGUAGCUCCGCCAGAGAAGGCAGUUGAGGCGUCGACGGAGUCAGGUUCGUGUUUGUCAAGCACUCCCAGCGCAGCUUGCGCGCGAAACCACCAUACGAAAAGGAAAGGAUUAAUGAUGAAGCCGGCUCGUGAUGACGAGGAGCCGAAGAGGAUCAGAUCUAGAUCUGGCUCUGGCUCGCGUUACCUUAGCAGCCUAGCCGAAGCAAUAUUGAAGUUGCUGUCUAACGGUUGUUUCGCUGAAAUAAGGAUUCGUCAAGUGCUUGGAGACAGUCCUAGCACAAGCAAAGCUUUGAGAAUGCUGUUAAGGCAAGAAGAAGUGAAAAGAUCUGGCAGAGGAGGGAGGCAUGACCCAUAUAUUUACAAGGUACGCGGUUCUUCUCAUAAAAUCUUUUUACCGCUUCUGACAUUUCAAUGAAGUGAUUAAUUUAUAAAAUUAACACUAAAAAUGUUACUGCCAUGUGUCAUAAUUGUAAUCAGUGACCUCUCCUUUUGCAGAUAGCAUGAAAAAUUAUAUAGGGAGCUUGACCUAGUUAUACUAUAUAACUACAGGUCAUCUUUCUAGGGUUUAUCCGUCCCACCACCAAGGGAAAUUUUGGUCAGCGAAUAUAUAUGAAAGUGAAAUAGGAAAUAUUGGUAUAUGAUUAAUUAGGCUGGUAGCAUAACAUAGAGCAGCAUAAUAGUCUCAUUGCCUUUAGCUGUUGUUUCUGCCCGGAAUUACAUAAAAGAUGUAAAAAAAGGGAACCGAGUGACACCAGCAUUACACCACUAUAUACACUAGGAUGGCGGUGGCGGUGGCGGUGCCUUGCCGUAUACAUUAUAGUUAACUGAACAUUUUCCCUAUAUUGAUAUGUGCUAUUGUUUUUCUUGCUGAGCCUAGAGUUGGGCUUUGGCCAUAUACCUCUUUUGAGAAAGCUUUGUUCAUAUACUUGAAAUUAAUAGACUGAGGAAUAAUUUCAGCUUAAAUUGAAUGCAAGUCAGUAUUAUGCACGAUUGAUAACUGUUGGAGGGGAGCCAUGGCCCAUAUAUAUUCCUUGAAUUGUUGUUAAGGAUGAUUUUGAUGUGAUGAGAAGGAAUGAGCAUGAUGCAAGGAAUAACCGUGGCUCUUUCUUUCUUUAUAAGAAUAAAAAAUAGAUGACACUUCACAUUCUACAAAUUUCAUUUCCUGUCUCUGUGAACUCUUUAUGCUUUCUUUUAAUCAUAUAUCCCAGGAUAGUUCUUUCCCCCCCUAGUCCCUGAUAUUCCUGCGGACACGAUUCUUUAUUGUUUCCUUCUUGCUCACGAGCUGCUCUUUGCUUUCUACCAAUGCAAGCAACUUGAUUAACAGUUGUUGGGCUGUAAUCUUGUGGCCUUUUGUUUAUCUGAAUGGCCAGCUAUGAAAGUUUUUGUUUUAUAUUGUUAGGCUACUUGUUAGAACAAAUUUUUUAUAAAAAUAAUAUAAUAGUAUUUUUUAUAUUU